Molecule: messenger RNA, 4942 nt
Organism: Calliphora vicina (urban bluebottle blowfly)
Lineage: Eukaryota; Metazoa; Arthropoda; Insecta; Diptera; Calliphoridae
Exons: 2
Coding region: 1524-3533 (669 amino acids)
Source: RefSeq, a predicted model, not a curated record
CGAGUUGCUUUAAGAUACAAUAUACACUGGAGUAUUCUUGAGUGAACCUGCGCCGCGUUAACAACGAUCAUACGGAUGGAUUAAGCGGGCAUUUCCGAAAUACACACGCACACAUACAUUUAAAGCAAGAAAAUUAAACAACAGCAAAAAAAACAUUAACAAUUUUUUUCCAUUUCAUAUUUUAUUUAUUCUAUCCAUUGAUACUCGGUUGUGAACUUUUCAAAUAAAAAAAAUAUUUUUUUUUUAUAAACUACCAACACCAGCGCAUAACGAACACAUACAUAGGCAACAUGUAUUGAUUUGUGCACACAUACAUACGUGGAAUACAGUGAUUUAGUGAGAGUGUAUGGGUAAAACGUCUUUUGGUAUGUGAAUUGGUGACGAGACGAUGUGAUGUGAUUAACAAAGUGAAAAGUGCAAAUUUAAAUAUAUUUUUUUUGUUUUUCUGUCUUCUUUCUUUUACCGAAUAAAUAAAAAGUUUUGAAGAGAAAUCGUUAAACUUCCACAAAAAAAAGAUUUUAAUUUUAUUAAGAAAAAAAAGCACGAAAUAAAAAGAAAUUCCAUACAUUUUUUAAAAAAACGAAAUUUCAAAAAAACCAUCAAACAAAAACAAAAUCAUCUACGACUUACACAAUACAUAAGCAUAAGAAAAUGAUAAAAUUCCUUUACGCCAUUUGGAUUUUGCAAUUUGUCUAAGUUUUUAAUAAUGAAAAAAAAAAUUCAAUACCUGUGAAAUAUUUGUUUAAUAAAUUCUAAAGAAAUGAAAUAAAAUAAAACUUAAACAGAAAGUUCUAAGAAGGCAAUAAAUAUUAAAUAUAAAUAAAAUUAAAAUCGGCGCAGUUAUAAAAGAAUAAAAUAAUUCCAAAGAAUAAAGAGUUUCUAAAUUCUGCUCUCCAAGAAACCUAGAAAUUCUACUACGUUCAAAACCUGAAAUUCAACCUUUUUGCCAACAACAAAAAAUAAAAUAAAUACAAAAAUAAACAACAAAUCAACAAAAGAACUAGCAAAAGCCAAAGACUUACGUAUCUACGUUCGUUCGUUUAUUAUUGUUGAAUUCGUCGUUUUGUCGCUUUGUCAUCGUCGUGUCGGUUUGACGUGAUUGUUUAGUUUCUAAGUUUUACGGUCUUGUCACAUUUUAAGCCAACUCUUCAUUCUACGCCAUCGGCCAUCGUCUCCAUCUCAUCGUGCUGUUCUGUUUUCCACAUUUUCUUGUUACGUCUUCUCCUUUCAUUCUUACGUUGCUUCAACAUUCUUUUACUUCGUUUCAUUUGUUGUUUCUUGCUUGGCUACUACUUCUUCAUUGUUGUGCACAAUACCAACUACAACAAGAACUGAAAUAACACCAACAAUUCUUUGAAAACGUGUUCUCAAGGAAGUAAAUUAUCGCAAAAAAAAAGAAGUACUUUGCUUUUACAGAAUUUUACAGAAUUACCAAGAGUUUUUUACAUUCCCCCCACCCCGAAACAACUGCAGCUACAUUCUAGAACUUCCUCUUUGUAAAAUUUGUAAACAUAAUCAUUAAAAUGGGUGAUUCCACACCAAUCUGUCGUUGCCGUGUUUUGUAUCUGGGCAGUGCUGUGCCACGACAAAGUAAAGAUGGCCUUCAGGGCAUACAGGAGCCCUUGCGCAGUUUAUAUCCCUCGGAAGGAGCUGUUGGUGCCAAAGGUAUAGACUCCUGGCUGAGUGUCUGGUCAAAUGGUAUUCUACUGGAAAAUGUUGAUGAAAAUCUCAAGGAAAUCACCAGAUUCUUUCCCAUCGAAUCGCUGCACUACUGUGCAGCCGUACGACAAGUUCUGAUACCAGAACGUGGAAACUCGAAUCCAGAGCCCAAAUUUCUGCCUCUCGACUCACCAUUUGCCCGCAUGCCGCGCGCCCAACAUCCACCCAUAUUUGCAGCCAUUCUACGUCGCACCACUGGCAUAAAAGUUCUCGAAUGUCACGUGUUCAUUUGCAAACGUGAGGCAGCCGCAAAUGCUCUAGUCAGAUGCUGUUUUCACGCCUAUGCCGACAAUUCAUAUGCUCGCCAGUUGGAGACGGGCAGUACGGGAGGCGGAGCUGGCAGCAGUGUAUAUGGCACAUUGAAAAGUAACAUGGCCAGCAAAUCAAAUGGUGAUCUGACCAGCGUUGGCCUUUCCAAUGGCAACAAUCAUCAUCAUCACUUUCAACAGCAGCAUCUUUCACCAUCUUCGGCUAGCCAUGCCGGUUGGCGUUCACGUGCUGGCAGCAUCACUACCCUCAACAGCGUAGGACGUCAGUCCAACGGUCAUCUUAUGAAUGGCGGUGGCGGAGACAACACCAGCAGUGCUGCCGAAGGAUAUACAUCGGUUAAAAAUUUUUAUGGCAGCAGUGCUGAUCUUAAUGUCGCAGUCGAUGAUGGCGAUGCUUCAUUGUAUAACGGCGAUGCGAAUCAUAAAGUAUGGAACGGUUCACAAGAUCAGCUAGACAGCAUUGUAAUGGAAAGUCCCUACGACAUGUACUCAGGCAAUACAUCGACUUUAGGUCGUCCAGCACGUUUGCGACAAAUUAGUCAACCAAUCGAUGUCCCACCGCCACCCAUGAAAGAGGAGAGCAGUAAAAAGAAAAAAGAUAAGAAAUCAUCGAAAUCCUCAAGUAGUCAAAGUCUAUCGGGUACGCUGAUACGACCAAAACCCAUGCAUCCGGCAACAAUGCAGCGUCAUGGCAUACCAAUGGGACCAGGACCGGGUAGUAUGAUUUAUGGAGCACUGCCCGGACCUCCACAACCUCCCAUGGGUAGGAAUUAUCAUACGAUAAGUCAUCGAGGAUUCCCACCAGGCCCUCCCCUGCCACCACAUCAUCAUGGCCAUCAUCCCGGCAUGCCACCUCAAAUGCAUCCGCAAAUGAUGCAUGGCCCACCACAUCACAUGGGUGUGCCAAUGCAGGUGCCCGUUAUGAUGCCGCAACAGUAUGCCACCCUGCAAUCAUCAACUUCUACGAAAAAGAAGAAGAAGGAUAAGAAAAGCACAGGCAUUCCGGUAGGUAUGCCCAUUGUACCACCGAUCUAUGCUUAUCAUCAUGCACAGGCUAUGGGUGGCCCAACACCCCCACCACCUCCACCACAAAGCGUCAUGGCUCAGUCGAUGAUUGGUGAGCCCAGACCUCUAGCAAUGUCAAGUCGAAAAUUAGCCGCCUCCAUGGGUAACGGUCUAGACGAUUCGGGCAAUUCUGGAGCAGAAUCACCUGGUGGCACCGGCAUCUACAGAAGAAAGGGCCACUUAAAUGAACGCGCAUUUAGCUAUUCCAUUCGACAGGAACAUCGCAGCCGCAGUCAUGGUUCCUUAGCUAGUCUACAAUUCAAUCCCCCCGACAUGAAGAAAGAACGUGAAAUUGCUCAAAUGGUAGCCGGUCUAGAUCUAAACGAUGGACCCGAAGAUCCACGUUCUAUGGGACCGGCCACACUGCAGCGUAAACAAGCAGCCAUGAUGAAUGGCAAUGGUGCCAUCUACGGCAACGGUGGCGGACAGGCCAUCUAUGGCAAUGGACCAUCGAGUAGUUUUGGCAAACCCAGAAGAUAAAAUGAAGCGGCCUUAAUUUUUGAAAUUUGGCAAUUAGUGUUGUAUGAAGGAGAAAAUCAAAUCGAAUCAAUAUCAAUUUGAUUGAGAAUAUUUUGAUUUUGUUCACAUCUUAUUGUUAUCUAGGUUUAUCUAAAAAAAAACAUUAUCUAACACACGCACAGAAAUACUUAGGUUUGAUAUUAUUUUAAAAUGAUUUUGAACACAAAUAAGCGCAUACACUCAGUUACAUAUAGAAAGACAGACAUUGAAAUUAUUUAAUUUUGCUGAACUUUCAAACCACAUACCAAGAUAAUUGAACUUGAUCGCAAAACAGAAACAAUUAAAUCGAAAUCAAAUUCAAACAAAUAUUUCAAUUAAAUAUGUAAUUGUCGGUCUAUCCGUCAGUAAGUUAGUCUGUCUGUCUGUUGGGUGUGUGUGGCUGUGUAUGCGACAGAGAGUGUAUGUGAAUGUUUAUAUAUUUAGCGAUGCUGGUCAAUAGAAUUGCUUAUUAUUUCUUUCUUUUUAUAUCAAAUUAAAAUAAUAAUAAAAUAUUUUUAUUUUUUGUAUGUAUUUAAUAUAAUAAUUAUUCAUUUCUUUUUUUCAAUACAAUUUGAAACUAUUAUUUAAAUAAUUAAGUAUGUAAUAACAUACAAGUCGUUCGUUAUUCAUCGAUUGUAUGAAAUAAAUACAUAAUUUAAUCUAGUUUGAUGUAAUUUAAUCAAAACUAUAUAAUUAAUUGUAUCACUCAUACAUAUUUAGUACAUAUAGUAUAUCAAUUAUAUGAGUGCACGUAGAAAAUUCUAUUUAAAAUGUAACUGAAAGUAAAAAAGAUUUAUAAAUUUAGAAAAAUAAUUGAAAACUAAAAUCAUUUAAUCUUAUGUGCCUUAUUAGGUUUAUAUUAGUAAUUUUGCCCGAUGUAAAAAAUUUUGACAAUAUCAUUUUAAAAUUUCAUGAGCAACAAGAUGCAAAAAUUAAAAAUAAAUAAUAUUUUAAAAUAAUACGAGUAAUUUGUUAAAUAUAUAUUUUAAUAUACACACUUUUAUAAAUACAUAUAUACAUACAUAUAUAAACUAUAUAUAAUUAUAUAUAUUAAGUUUAUUUGUAGUUACAUAUUUAGUACGCGUGUAUGUUUGUCCAUAUUAGAAUUAUUUAGUUUUAAUUUAUUUAGGUUUUUAUAUACAUAUAUUUUAAAUGCAUACGAACAAAUUCAAUAUCUACACAGACAUGCAUACAAUAUACAAUAUAAAUUAAAUAAACUUAAAAAUAUAACCAUUAAAAGAGCCUAUUUUAAAAAUGUACUAUUUAUAUUAAACAAAUAAAAUACAUAAAUGAUUAUCUUCCAAUCUUAAUAAUGUUGUAUGUAACAAAGUAAUAAAUAACUGAUUAAUUAAAUAAAUAAAUAUGUUUAAAACUUGUAUGUAUUUCAAAAA